Anopheles maculipalpis is the source of this 4281-nucleotide messenger RNA. RefSeq names its product roundabout homolog 2-like. Gene Ontology annotation, cellular component: axon; plasma membrane. Gene Ontology annotation, molecular function: cell-cell adhesion mediator activity. The record is from RefSeq and is a predicted model, not a curated record. The transcript has 14 exons. Lineage: Eukaryota; Metazoa; Arthropoda; Insecta; Diptera; Culicidae. Gene Ontology annotation, biological process: dendrite self-avoidance; homophilic cell-cell adhesion; axon guidance. Bases 4 to 4050 code for a protein of 1348 amino acids.
AAAAUGACUUUUGUCACUGAUGUUGGCAUUCAUCAUUCCGUGGUAUGGUUUCUGUUAAUGUGCAGUGGUAUUUCAACGAAAGUACUAGCUUUGGAGUAUCCAAAAAUUACGGAACAUCCGCUAGACGUCAUUGUAACUCGUCACGACCCAGCAACACUCAACUGUAAAGCGGAAGGCGUCCCGACACCAACAAUCACUUGGUUUAAAGAUGGUGAACCGAUUAAAGCCGAACCGGGGACUCAUAAAAUGCUGCUGCCCGCAGGAGGUUUAUUUUUUCUGAGGGUCGUGCACUCACGUCGUGAGACUGAUGCGGGUGUUUACUGGUGCGAAGCGACGAACGAACUUGGUGCUGCCAGGAGUCACAAUGCAACGCUUCAAGUAUCAGUUCUCAGGGAAGAGUUUCGCCUAGAACCACAGAAUACACGAGUAGCGCAGGGUGAAACGGUUCUGCUGGAAUGUGGACCACCGAGAGGCUCACCGGAACCAACAGUUUUCUGGCGCAAAAACGGACAAACUUUGGAUCUCUCCAGCUCCAAACGCAUCCGUAUCGUGGACGGUGGCAAUCUGGCUAUUCAAGAUGCUCGCCAAUCCGACGACGGUCGUUAUCAGUGUGUGGCGAAGAAUAUAGUAGGAGUGCGCGAAUCCACCGUUGCCUUUCUGCGAGUCCACGUGAAACCAUUUCUAAUACGUGGGCCCCAGGAUCAGACUGUUGUUGCCGGCAGCUCAGUAGUGUUCCAAUGUCGGGUUGGAGGUGAACCAUUGCCAGAUGUUCUGUGGAGGCGAUCCGCUUCCGGAGGCAACAUGCCGCUCGAACGAGUCCGAGUGCUAGAGGACAGAAGUUUACGAAUAGAUGACAUCACAAUCGAAGAUAUGGGCGAAUACAGCUGCGAGGCGGACAAUGCUGUCGGAUCUAUCACCGCAUCCGGUACAUUGGUGGUGCAUUCACCUCCCAGUUUUCUGGUACGGCCCAAAAAUCUGCUUAUCGAGCCAGGAUCUGAAGCAUUAUUCGAAUGUCAGGCAACCGGACACCCAUACCCAACGCUUUUCUGGUCGGUGGAAGGCAACCGUACGCUGCUACUGCCGGGAAACCGGAUGGAUAACUUAGAGGUUACACAGAAUGCGGACGGUACCAGUGUGCUCUCCAUUACCCAAAUCGGUCGCAUGGACAAUGGUAAAGUGAUCGUAUGCAGUGCCGUCAACAGUGUCGGCAGCGUGAGCACGCGCGUUGUGUUGAGUGUAAAUCUUCAAGAUGAUCGGCCACCGCCACUAAUUCUGCAGGGUCCGUCCAAUCAAACGUUGCCCAUCAAAUCCGUUGCCAUCUUGCCGUGUAAGGCGAGUGGCGUUCCUUCGCCGGUCAUCUCGUGGUACAAAGACGGAAUACCGGUAUUAGCUACGGAGAAGAUAAACAUUACCGAAUCAGGAACGUUGUCCAUUGCUGAGUUGAGCAAAAUCGAUGACAGCGGGCUGUACACCUGCGUCGCUAGCAGCAAAUCAGGCAAAACUACCUGGAGCGCACUGCUUCGGGUUGAUGUUCCAACUAAUCCAAACAUCAAAUUCUAUCGUGCACCAGAAGCAUCUGCUUUCCCUGGACCACCGGGUAAGCCACAGGUAACGAACAUUACCGAAAGUUCAAUCACAAUCUCUUGGGCAAGAAGUAGCAAAGUCGGUGCAUCAAGCCUGGUCGGCUAUGCAGUGGAACUGUUUGGACGUAACCAAACCGAAGGCUGGUUUCAGGUUGCAAAUCGUCUUCAAAACAAUAUCUACACACAGACCGGACUCAGCGCCGGCGUGACAUACUACUUCGUGGUGCGUGCCGAAAAUUCCCACGGUAUUUCAUUGCCAAGUCCACUUUCGGAACCUAUUCUGCUAGGAAUGGUGAGACAGCCGCAUUGCAUGGGUUUCGUUUUUUUCCCCCCCUUAUCUUACCUUGAUUUAACUUUUCAGAACGACAUUUUUGGUACUGGCAUCGACAUGAGUGAAGCGAGGGCAAGUUUACUCUCGGGAGAUGUAGUAGAGCUCGUUAAUGCAACCGCAAUUGAUUCCACCUCAAUGAAGCUAGUGUGGGAGAUUAUCAAUGGGAAGUAUGUGGAAGGAUUUUACAUUUACUCACGAGACACAACGCACUCCGAUCGUGCAACCGGAGGACAAUCGUACAAAAUGAUGACCGUUUUGAAUGCUGGUGCAUCUUCGUGUACCAUGACGGGGCUAGAUAAGUACACGGAGUACGAGUUCUUUGUAGUGCCGUUUUACAAAACGGUUGAAGGGAAACCAUCUAACUACCGUCUAGCAAGAACACUUGAGGAUGUUCCAUCGGAACCACCUUAUGGCAUGGAAGCUUUGCUGUUGAAUUCAUCUGCGGUGUACCUGAAGUGGAAAGCCCCGGCUGCAAUAGCACAGAAUGGCAUUCUACGAACUUACAACAUUAUCGUACGUGGAGUUGAUUUGCGUACAAACUACUCAAAAGUGCUUAGCAAUGUAACGAUAGAGGCCACCUCGUCAACACUGCUGCUUGCAAACCUGACCGAAGGUGUUACGUACACGGUCAGCAUAGCCGCUGCCACUUCUGCCGGUAUGGGACCGUUCAGCAAUCCUGCAACUUUGCGGCUCGACCCAGUCACCAAACAACUUGAUCAAACAUCUCACCGAUACCCGAUUAAUCAUAACAAUAUGGACGACAUCCUCACGCAGCCCUGGUUUAUUGCGGUACUUGGUUGCAUACUAGUGCUCAUGAUGCUUUCGUUCGGUGCAAUGGUGUUUGUGAAACGUAAACACAUGAUGAUGAAACAGUCAGCACUUGCCGCUUUACGGGCUCAUCCCACUGGUGGUGUCGUUAAGAUACCUCGGAACGAUAGCCUUUGGAUGAAUCCCUCGAGUAUGGUGUGGGGAUAUCAGACAGCAGGAAGAAACAAGGACCACAUACAGGACUACGCACCAGUAGGCACGACUUCCACGCUACCGUUAGAUCAACAACAUCAACAAACCAUGCUGCAUGACAAUCGUUCUCGCUACGUUGAGUACACUGACUAUCCAAGCGAUUAUGCUGAGGUAUCGACCUUCAAUCCGUUACCACACGAUGGAGCGAACCAUCUUACGUCGCAACAGUGCGGUAGCAGGGCACCGAGUGAGUACAGUUCAGGCGGAACUCGGUCGCCUGCACCUUACGCUACAACCACACUGAUUGGAAAUGCGAGAUUUAUUACUGCUGCGGGAGGUGCAACUGGUAAUGAUAGUCACCUGCAUCACCUGGUACCAUCAACGACGGCCGGCAAUAUGUAUUUCGACGGUGAUGCCUAUUCGGGUGGUUCGAUCACACGCGCACCGUCGGACAAUGACAGUGCGGGGUAUGGUCGGAACGUUUGCUCCGAAACAUAUUUCAAUCCGAAAGAGAAAAUUAAUAUUACCGAGAACAAGCUGGCAUCUCAUACGAUAUCCUUGCUAGCGGCUAGUAACGCAUCAGUGAGCGGCGGAUAUCAUCACCUAGUGCCGAGUCAGAACGGAAGCUCGAACGGCCAGAGUAGUGGUGCCAACAGUGCCUAUAGUGCCAGCAGUGGCAGCAGUAAUAGCAGCAACGGUACUGACGCUGGAACCAUCCACGGUCGACCGGGUGGCUCCACUCAACCACUCCCUUCUUCGACGCAGAUGCCGAGGACACUGAGAAAUGGUUCCAAUAAAACGCGUUUUAAGCUCUCCCGAACACCGAUCGUAAGCAGUUUGCGGUCCACGUCGAAGCAAGAUACGGGAUUAAGCGAGAGUAGCAAUCAGCCAUUCCCGCACCAGGAGCAGCAGAAGAAAAUGUCCUCGCUCAACAAUUUGGGACAAAAGCAGCAGUUUUAUAUUAAAGUAGGUGAAACGGGAGUGCCGGGUAGUACAAACAGUUGGAACCACUCAACAGCUAGUGCAAUGACCAUGGCUAACCUGUACCAAAACACUCACGCCACCAUGCCGCCCGGUGCUCAUGGUGACGAUACAAAUGUGGUUGUCUACCUGCCCACCGGAAACCGCAGCGUCAUUAGCUAUCGUGCCGGUUCAGAGAUGGGAGACGAUGUGUGAAGCUGGUGGAGCAGUGAUUAUUUACAAUAAUUUAUUCUAAAACGGCAAUUAUGUGCAGGACCUGCAUGAGAAAAAAGCUGACUGACGGUAAACGUAAUCUCAGUGCCAUCAUCUCAUUACGUACUGAAACCGUACUGAGGGCGAGCGUCGUUCCUAGUUCCUAGUUUGUAAGAAGAUUCAAUGUUGUACCUAUUAGUGUAGGAUAAACGAAUAAGAAGAAAAAGCGCCAGA